Molecule: messenger RNA, 2559 nt
Organism: Vicia faba (fava bean)
Lineage: Eukaryota; Viridiplantae; Streptophyta; Magnoliopsida; Fabales; Fabaceae
Source: the annotation of a GenBank genome assembly
AUGAGCGCUACUGGGUCCAGGGUUUCGAUUCCGACCGGUGUUAGGAAGACGAUCCAGAAUAUUAAGGAGAUCACGGGUAAUCAUACUGAUGAUGAGAUUUAUGCAAUGCUUAAGGAGUGUUCUAUGGAUCCCAACGAGACUACUCAGAAGCUUCUGUUUCAGGAUACAUUUCACGAGGUAAAAAGAAAGAAGGACAGAAGGAAAGAGAAUGUUAACAACAGAGAGGCUUUAGAGUCACAUUCAAGACCUGGCACCCAGGGGCGAGGGGUUAGAGGUGGCCGGGGAAAUUUCGCACCUCAUCGCAUAGUGCACGAUGGUCGUGGUGGCAAGAAUUCUAGUACCGGCAAAGAUAGCGGGUCCAACCAAGAAACUGCAAAGGGAAAUCCUUCUUUGCCAGGUUCGCAAGAGACAAAGUCGAGAGAAAAAAGUUCUGGAACAAGCACUGUUCCAGCUAUUGCCAAUGGGCCUACAACUGUAUCAUCUGGAACUACUAAUGUGAAUUCAUCCCCUUCAUCUACUGGAAAUGUAGAUAGAAUUAGUCCAUUGGAUGGUGGUAAUAUUACUGUCGUUAAGGAUUUUCCUUCUGAUAGUUUAGACAAAGAUGCCAAAGUUGUUAUUGGAAGUGAGUCAGGGCCUUCCAUCAGUGACGGCUUAGGGACUAGACCAGCGUCGUCAUCAGCUGUCUGUUUCUCUUCUUCAGACCCGGUACUGGUUCCAUCGAAUGAUUCACGUUUUCCUGGUGCUGUUGGUGCAAUUAAGCGGGAAGUGGGAGGUCAACGUCCUCCUGCUGAAUUUAAUGUGGCCAACACUUCUUCUGAGAACAAGUCUUCUGCUUCUGAGACUGGUAGCUCUUUUCAAGUAAAGAGUCAAAGAAAAGCACCGGCAGUGGCAAAGAACCACGUUCCUGAAGUGCCAUCUUCAUCAACAGUAGUACAUGGGACCACCUCAGGUAGCCGGCCGUCAUCCAAUUACAACAACCGAUCACAACAGAUAAGCGGCCUUCAGAAAGCUGGUUCUAUUAAGGAGUGGAAACCAAAGCCAACACAUACAAUUAACCAAGCUUCCGGUCCACCUAGCGUAUCCGACUCUUCCGCCGUUUCAGCUGAAGCUACCAUACAGUUGCCGUCUGUGUCUAAAAUCAUUGAUUCUGAGGAAGCUGCUUCUGAACUGCAGAAGAAGCUUGAGAAUUUACGCGUUCCACCGCGUCAACAUGUCAUUCUUCCAAACCAUAUUUUGGUUCCUGAAUCUGAAAAGAGCAAGUUUAGCUUUGGGAGCCUGGGAAUCAAUUUUGGGGUUACUACAAAUUAUGUUACCAGCCCAGAGAGCGAAAAGAGUUCAACUCUUUCCAAAGUUUCCCAGGCUAUUGAAGAAACUGCAGGGGAGAAGAACUCAAGCAAUCAAAAUGCUUCAAUUCCGUCUGCGGUCGGUGAUUAUCCUGACAACGCACAACCACUCCCCACUACUGUACCGGAAAAUUUGUCAUCAUCCGUGGAGGUGGAUAUCUCAUCCAGUAAUAUUCAAGAGGAUAAUGAGUCAAAACACUCUGCACAAAUUGAUAAUUCUGAGUCUCAAGCACGAGAUAUUUCUCGGCUUCCAAGCUUUGUUGUUCAUCAACCAUUUGAUCCUAAUUACUACGCUCAGUAUUACCGCUCUGGUGCUGAUAGUGAAGGCCGUCUUUCUCCUUUACCUUCUGCUGGAGUUACAACCAAGUACAAUGGCGGUGUUCCAGUGCUUCCUACACCAAGUUCUCAGUCUCUUCAAGAGGGAGCUGUCUUGUCGACAGCUGGUCAGACACAACAUGCGACUCAAGCUGCUGGGCUGAUGCAAAACUCAAUAGCUACUCAGCAGCCACUCCCCGUAUUUCGAGGACCGGGUGGGGUUCAUAUUCCUCAUUACUCUCCUAAUUACAUCCCUUAUGGUCAUUAUAUUUCACCAUUCUAUCUCCAACCUCCAGCAAUCCAUCAAUAUUUGGGUAACGGUGCAUUUCCUCAACAGCCUCAGGCCAGCACCGUGUAUCCACCUCCUUCCGCCGUGGCCGCAAACGGGAUGAAAUAUCCCCUUCCACAGUACAAACCUGGAACAAAUGCAGCUAACUCGGCUCAUUAUGUAAUGCCGGCUGCCUAUGGUGCAUAUGGCUCCUCCCCAUCCGGUGGUUAUAAUCCUAAUUCUGCAGAAACUGCUGGAAAUUCGACCUCUAGUGAGGAUCUCGGUUCAUCACAGUUCAAGGAAAACAAUGUAUACCUCAAUGGACAGCAGAGCGAAGGUUCGGCAAUGUGGGUUGCUGCAUCAGGUCGAGACAUUUCCAGUAUGCCCGCUAGUUCAUUCUACAACCUUCCACCUCAGGGUCAGCAUGUGACUUUUGCCCCGACACAGGCUGGCCACGGCAACUUUGCUGGCGUCUAUCACCAUCCUGCACAAGCCGGGACAGCCGGAACAGUUCAUCCACUUCUGCAACAAUCACAGACAAUGGCUGGAGCAGUUGAUAUGGUAGGGCCCGGCGGAAAUGUUUAUCAGCAACAACCUCAGCAUGCACAUAUAAAUUGGCCAAGUAACUACUGA